Zygotorulaspora mrakii is the source of this 1662-nucleotide messenger RNA. RefSeq lists its product as uncharacterized. Gene Ontology annotation, biological process: transmembrane transport. Lineage: Eukaryota; Fungi; Ascomycota; Saccharomycetes; Saccharomycetales; Saccharomycetaceae. Gene Ontology annotation, cellular component: membrane. The transcript has a single exon. Bases 1 to 1662 code for a protein of 553 amino acids. The record is from RefSeq and is a predicted model, not a curated record. Gene Ontology annotation, molecular function: transmembrane transporter activity.
AUGAAUUUGCUAUCAGAUGCCUCCGCGUAUAAUUUAUUGUGGACGACAUACGGUAUACUACUUGUAAGUGCGACUUUCGUGGCUUUCAAGGAAAGAGACAAUUCAGCGUUUAUUUCAGCUAAUGGCACACAAACGGCACUGCCGCUGGCUUUGAAUUUUAUUGCUUCUGGAAUUGGAUGCGGAUCCUUGUCGGCAUACCCACAGAUUGCAAAUAUUGCUGGAAUUCAUGGAUUAUUGGUAUAUGCAUUGGCUGGCGGAUUGCCUAUGCUUUUGUUUGCAUUUUUAGGGCCUCUUAUCAAACGAAAAGUCCCCAAUGGCUUUGUUCUAACCGAGUGGGUAUUUCAAAGAUAUGGGCUUGUCACAGGAUGGUACCUCAGUCUGUGUACACUCUUGACUGUUUUCCUAUUUAUGGUCAGUGAUGUUGCGGCAUUGAAGUUUGCAAUUUCAUCAAUAUCGAACGUCAAUGUUACGUACGCUAUUAUCGUUGAAGCGAUCGUUACCACUAUAUACACAUCUUUAGGAGGUUUCCAAAUAUCUUUCAUUACGGACUCUUUACAGGUCACCAUCGUCUUUGCACUCAUCACAGUCGUGACUUGUGCAAUAGGAGAAUAUGUUGAGAUUGACACGUCUAGAAUAGAGCCAUCCGGCUUAUUGAAGACCAAUAAAUUGGGUUGGCAACUAGUGUAUAUUCUGACCUUGGCCAUCUUUACCAAUGAUUUUUUCAUGAGCGGUUUCUGGCUUCGAACUUUUGCCGCCAAGACCAAUAGGGAUCUAUUGACAGGCUGUUCAAUUGCUUGUAUUGUCCUAGUGGUUUUUUCAACCGUGGUUGGAUCCAGUGGGCUACUUGCUGUUUGGGCCGAUCUUAUGCCUGUUGCGGACAAGGAAAGAUCCGGUUCUGCCUUUUUUAUUUUGAUAUCACAUUUGCCCAAUCCUGUGAUAGGGUUAACUUUGGUGAUGAUUGCAACUUUAUCGACCUGUACCUUUGAUUCAUUACAAAGUGCUAUGGUGUCAUCACUUUCAAACGAUUUAUUCCGGAAUAGAAUUUCAAUCGUUUACGCUCGCUCCUUGGUUGUUUUUGUCAUGCUACCUGUCAUAGUUAUAGGUUUAGUUGCUGAAGACAUUUUGAAGAUAUAUCUGUUUGUGGAUCUGUUAUCGAGCAGUGUAGUCCCUGUUUUAGUGGUGGGCCUGUGGAAUAAAAUGGAUACAUAUUGGACUGGCUGGGAAGUUGUGGGUGGCGGAUUUGGUGGCCUGUUGUGUGUUUGGAUUUUCGGAACUGUUUACUAUCAGUCAGCUUAUGAAGGCUUUCAUUUGUUGUUUCUAGCAAACGGCAUAUACGUGGACGAUUGGAGCUCCUUCGGGGCAUUUGUUGCAGCCCCAUUAGGAGGACUCUUUACAGGAUUUAGCAUAAUGCAUAUCAGGUUAACCUGCGAAAGAUUGUACUCCAAUCGAUCGUCCAAAUUUCAUCGCUUUUGCACCAACCUGGAUGCUAUUACCGGGAUAACUGCCGUUCGGAACACGAUCCUUGACUGGGAAACUUCAUUUUUAGGUCCUAGUGGAAUUCUUCUUACGAAAAAAAAAGAAGAUGUUUCAAAUGAAGAGUCGACGUCAGAAGGCUUGCCGUUGACCAAGUUGCAAUCUCCGAUUGCCUACGCUACUUGUUGA